Molecule: messenger RNA, 1180 nt
Organism: Phragmites australis (common reed)
Lineage: Eukaryota; Viridiplantae; Streptophyta; Magnoliopsida; Poales; Poaceae
Product: small ribosomal subunit protein eS4
Exons: 5
Coding region: 139-933 (264 amino acids)
Biological process (GO): translation
Cellular component (GO): ribosome; cytosolic small ribosomal subunit
Molecular function (GO): RNA binding; structural constituent of ribosome
Source: RefSeq, a predicted model, not a curated record
CCCGCAAACUAAAACCCUACCCCUGCUAUUAUAUAUACCCUCCCCACCAAUUCGCUCUUCCACUCUUGUCAUCCCGGCGGCGGCGGAAGGAGCAGCAGGCGGCGGCGAGGAGCGGCGACCCACCCCGAGCUCGCAAUCAUGGCUAGGGGUUUGAAGAAGCAUCUGAAGAGGCUCAAUGCCCCGAAGCAUUGGAUGUUGGACAAGCUUGGCGGAGCUUUUGCUCCCAAGCCAUCUUCUGGUCCUCACAAGUCUAGGGAGUGCCUUCCUCUGAUCCUCAUCAUCAGGAACAGGCUCAAGUAUGCUCUGACAUACCGUGAGGUUAUUUCUAUACUGAUGCAACGCCAUGUUUUGGUUGAUGGCAAGGUCAGGACUGAUAAGACGUACCCAGCUGGGUUCAUGGAUGUCAUUUCCAUUCCCAAGACAAAUGAGAACUACAGGCUUUUGUAUGACACCAAGGGCCGUUUCCGCCUUCACCCUAUCAGGGAUGAGGAUGCUAAGUUCAAGCUAUGCAAGGUUCGGUCAGUCCAGUUUGGCCAGAAGGGCAUCCCCUACCUGAACACUUACGAUGGCCGUACCAUCCGCUACCCUGACCCUCUCAUCAAGGCAAACGACACCAUUAAGAUUGAUCUGGAGACCAACAAGAUUGUUGACUUCAUCAAGUUUGACGUUGGCAACGUUGUCAUGGUGACUGGUGGUAGGAACACUGGGCGUGUUGGUGUGAUCAAGAACAGGGAGAAGCACAAGGGCAGCUUUGAGACCAUCCACGUUGAGGAUGCCCAGGGCCACCAGUUUGCCACCCGUCUUGGCAAUGUGUUCACCAUUGGCAAGGGUAGCAAGCCGUGGGUAAGCCUGCCCAAGGGCAAAGGUAUCAAGCUCAGCAUCAUUGAGGAACAGAGGAAGCGGGAUGCUGCUGCCCAGGCUGCCGCCGCUUAAAUCAUAAUGCGCGUUGAGUUUUGCUAUAGUGAGUUAUCAGCAAGGAUAUAGAACUAUCAUCCCAGACUAUCCAUUUUAAGUUUUGGCAGAUGCUUUGAUUCGCGAACUGAUAUUUGCAGUUAGCUGUAAUGCGACUAUGUGCGUUUUCAAGAACAUCUCUACCUGUUUUGUUACCCCGUCUCUGUGGUCAAUUGAGACUGCAAUUUUUUUUGUAACUGUGCUAAAAAUUUGUCUUUGCUGAUUGGUA